Messenger RNA from Venustampulla echinocandica, 705 nucleotides. RefSeq lists its product as uncharacterized. The transcript has a single exon. The coding region runs from base 1 to 705 and encodes 234 amino acids. Gene Ontology annotation, biological process: C-terminal protein methylation. Gene Ontology annotation, cellular component: membrane. The record is from RefSeq and is a predicted model, not a curated record. Gene Ontology annotation, molecular function: protein C-terminal S-isoprenylcysteine carboxyl O-methyltransferase activity. NCBI's taxonomy places the organism in Eukaryota, Fungi, Ascomycota, Leotiomycetes, Helotiales, Pleuroascaceae.
AUGGUCACCGUCUCCCUCUCAAACGGCAGCUUCAUAAUCUGCCUCGCACUCACAUUCUUCAUCAACUACCUCUGCCACGUACCUCCCACUCCUACACCUGAGGCUACACCUACGAAGCCAUACUGGAAAGACCGCAUUGAAGUUUUGAAUGUUGUCUCUUGGAAUACAUGGAUCACCACCCUUCUCGCCUUGGUAUGGACAUACCACCUCAGUCUAAUCCUCUUCCCUACUCUCCAUUCAACCGUAUGUCGACACCCGGAGCUACUGAAUGAAGAUCUUUUCACCUGGAGCACCCAUAGCACGUUAUACAUCAUCGCCGUCUUUAUCUUCGGAAUGAUGAGACUCGCAGCCUACGCAAAGCUCGGGGAAAACUUCACGUUUGGGCUCACGGUGCCGAGCGGUCUUAUUACCACGGGAUUAUAUCACUACAUUCAACAUCCGUCAUAUGUCGCGCUAUUUGUUGUUCGUGCCGCGGAUUUCCUCUUCGUUGAGAGGCUUGAUGGGGUCGCGGCCUGCGUGCUUCCUGAGAGGAUUGUGAGGGUAAAUGGUUUGAGCGGAGGUUUUGCGGGUGUGUCGAUGGUGCUAUUUGCGUAUGGGAUCAGCCUAAGGGUUAGGGAUGAGGAGGAGAUGCUGAGCAAGGAGUUUGGCAAAGAGUGGAAGAUAUGGCAUAAGAGGACAAAAAGAUUUAUACCGGGGCUUUGGUGA